This is a messenger RNA of Lachancea meyersii CBS 8951, 1416 nucleotides long. Lineage: Eukaryota; Fungi; Ascomycota; Saccharomycetes; Saccharomycetales; Saccharomycetaceae. The record is from the annotation of a GenBank genome assembly.
AUGCUUGCGGGGACGAGACUCUUUACUAUCCUGCUGGUGUUUAUUCACCUUGUGAUGGGUCAAACAGAUAUUAAACUGUUGCCUGCUUCUUGGGAAAAUGUGGAGUACCUUAGAAAUGUUGAUGUCAGCAGAAAAUAUGUACAGGAGAGGACCAACCUGCGUAUAAAGAACAUUGACGAGAAACCAAAUGAUGAGUACUACUUCGUGCUGCGGGAAGAAGUUUUCGAAAACGUUGGCCUCUUUUCUGCGAAAUUGACAAAAGUCGAUGCAUUUUUGGAAAGCGCAAUACUUCCUGAUCAAACUUUUGCAGCCAACGGUAAGACCGUAAAGGUCGGAAUUGUUAAAUUGCCUUCACCAAUUGCACCUGGCAAGGAAACAGAUAUUGUCAUUGACUUGGUCUACAAUUGUAACGUCGAACCUUUUCCAGGGCAUGUUAGUCUUGGCGAAAACCGAGAACUACUCCUGAGCACCAACAAGUAUCCUUUUUCGGGCUAUCACACCGAGAGCUAUUCUCUGAAAUUUAGCGGAAGCUCAUCAUUUUCGGAAUUGGAAAAGCCCGGCAGCGAGCCAUCUUCUUGCUUCAGCGAAAACGAUGAGUUCAAUUGUGGCAGCUACGAUUCCUUGGAUUCUUUUGGGUCACUUACUCCAAUUCACAUCAUGUUUGAGCACAAUCUACCUCUACCAAGGGUUUCGACAUUGAAACGUGAUGUCUGGGUUUCUCACUGGGCCUCUACAGCACAAUUUGAAGAAUACUAUGAGCUUGUCAACGAUGCUGCUCCUCUCAAAAGUGGAUUCUCAAGAGCAGAAUACAUGAAAGAUCAAUACGCGCUGAAGCAAAACGGGUAUUUGCAGGCACUCGAGAUGGCUUUACCUCCAAGAUCCGAAGAUCACUACUUCACCGAUUUGGUUGGCGCUGUGUCGACCUUCAAAUUUUUGCAAGGUCACCUCUUCCUAAAGCCUAGAUAUCCAAUCUUCGGCGGUUGGAAAUACAAUUUUACUAUUGGCUGGACAAAUGAGCUGUCGGACUUUUUGCGCUUCGAUAAAACAAAAGAUGAUACGUAUCUUCUUUCCUUACCCGUUUUGAACGGACCUGACGACACCUUUUAUGACGAAGUUAACCUGUCCAUAUACCUGCCCGAAGGUGCGGAGGUGCUAGACGUUUGGUGCCCACUGCCAAUCACGUCCACAGCGGUCACGACGGAAAACUCAUUCUUCGAUCUGAAUAAUGGCCACACAAAGGUUACGGUGGAUUUAAAAAAUUUGAUUGACACUGUGUCUGACAGCGAGAUUUUCGUAAGUUACAAGUUUUCGAAAAUCUCGCUUUAUAGAAAGCCUCUUUCGAUUGCAACAUCAAUCUUUUUUGCCCUGAUGGCCUACUUUUUUUUGAAGCAGACCACCUUCAUGAUAGAGCAUUGA